CAAUAGUGGCUAUGGACUGACUCUCUUGCCCUCUUCUCAACAGGGACCACGAUGUUUAACUUCCCUAAUUUAAAUGUAAAUGGCUCUUUCCCACCCCUCUCUUUGCAGUGUCUGCCAGCGACUGCGACUCAGAGGAGAACGCCGAGCUGACCUACUACACGCUGAGCCCGGACUUCACCAUCUCCCCGCACGGCACCAUCUUCCCUGCUGGCCCGCUGGACUUCGAGAGACCCAACCAUCUGUACGAGUUUGUGGUGAUGGCGGUGGACCGCGGCCAGGCUCCCCGGACCGGCACGGCCACCGUGCGCAUACGCAUGGCCAACAUCAACGACGAGGUGCCCGAGUUCUCCCAGCAUGUCUACAGGACAUUUGUCUCGGAGGAUGCAGGGCCCAACACACUGGUUGCCACGGUACUGGCAAAGGACCCGGAUGGCGACGGGAUUACCUACAAAAUCACAACAGGGAACGAAGAGGGGAACUUUGUCAUCGACAGCCAGAAAGGACUGAUCCGUCUGCGUUCAAGCCCGCCCCCACGACUCCAGGGGGUGGAGUACAUCCUGAACGUCACGGCGACGGAUGACAACGCAUCAGGUGGUCCGCAGUCUCUGUCCUCCACAGCCCAGGUCAUCGUGGGGGUGGAUGACGUCAACAACAACAAACCAGUCUUCGAAAAGUGCCAGCAGUACCGGGACCGGACCUCGGUGCUGGAGAACCAGCCGGCCGGGACCUUCGUGCUGCAGGUGCAGGCGGUGGACGCGGACGAGGGCUCCAACGGCCGGGUGUCCUACGGCUUCAUGCACAAGGACUCCACCGUGCCCGCCUUCAGCAUCCACCCUGAGACAGGAGUGAUCGUGACGGCGAGGAAGUUUGACCGGGAGCGCCAGCGGGAGUAUGCGGUGACGGUCACCGCCACCGACCAGGCCACUGACCCUCUCAUCGGCAUCUGCCAGCUCAACAUCCUCAUCCUGGACCACAACGACAACAGCCCCAAGUUUGAGAACCUCCGAUAUGAGUACUUCCUUCGUGAGGACACCAUGAUUGGUACCAGCUUCUUAAGGGUGGCGGCUCACGAUGAUGACUUUGGCUCCAACGCCGCAGUCACCUACUCCAUGUCCAAUGAGCAGCCAGAAUACCUCCGGGUCAACCCUCUGACCGGCUGGGUGUUCGUCAACCAGCCCAUCUCUCAGAGGACCUACAUCACCAGGGAGAUCGUUGCGACAGACGGGGGAAACAGGAACAGCUCCGUGGAGCUGGCGGUCACCAUCACCAACGUGAAGAACCAGCCCCCACAGUGGGAGAGGGAGAGCUACGACGUUGUCAUAGCGGAGAACACCGUCCGGGACACGCCCAUAGUGACCAUCAAGGCCACCUCGCCGCUGGGGGACCCCCGUGUGACCUACAACCUGGAGGAAGGCCUGGUGCCGGAGACCAACAUGCCCGUGCGCUUCUACCUGACGCCCAACCGGGAGGACGGCUCCGCCUCCAUCCUGGUGGCCGAGCCGCUGGACUACGAGACGACCAGGAACUUCAUGCUGCGCGUGCGGGCCCAGAACGUGGCGGCGGUGCCCCUGGCCGCGUUCACCAUCGUCCACAUCAACGUCACAGAUGUGAAUGACAACGUCCCCUUCUUCACCUCGUCCAUCUACGAGGCCUCGGUCACGGAAGGGGCAGAGUCUGGGACGCUAGUCUUUCAAGUUUCUGCUAACGACCUGGACCUCGGCAUGAACGGCAAGAUCACCUACUCCCUGCUGGCAGACAGGAGUGGAGACCACGAGUUCUUCCGCAUCGACCCGGAGCUGGGCUCCAUCUACAGCCAGGCGGUGUUUGACAGGGAGACCAAGGGCUCCUACCUGCUGGAGGUCCAGUCGGUGGACGGCUGGGAGUCAGCCCGGCCCGGCAAGCAUGGACAGCCCAACUCAGACACUGCGUACGUGCGCGUGUUCAUCAGCGACGUCAACGACAACCGGCCGGCGUUCGCCCAGGCGGACUACGAGGUGGCGGUGGAGGAGGACGCCGACGUGGGUCUCGCCAUCCUCACCGUCAGCGCCAACGACGGAGACGAGGGGGCCAACGCCAAGCUCCGGUACCAGAUCACCUCGGGGAACACCGGAGGUGUGUUUGACGUGGAACCAGAGGUGGGAACCAUCUUCAUCACCCAGACCCUGGACUACGAGCAGACCAAAAGGUACCAGCUGCACGUGGUGGCGUCGGACGGCAAGUGGGAGGACUCCACCACGGUGGAGGUGAGCGUGGUCAACAAGAACGACGAGGCGCCCGUGUUCACCGUCAACGAGUACUACGGCAGCGUCACCGAGGAGCUGGACGGCUCGCCCGUCUUCGUGCUGCAGGUAACGGCGUCCGACCCGGAUAAAGACGCCAACCAGGAAGCGCUGCGCUACUCUCUGCACGGCCAGGGCGCAGACAGCGAGUUCAUCAUCGACAAGGGCACGGGAAAGAUCUACGCCCAGCGCACGCUGGACCGUGAGGAGCGCACCGUGUGGCGCUUCGUGGUCAUGGCGACGGACGAGGGCGGCGAGGGGCUGACGGGCUUCACCGACGUCAUCAUCAACGUGUGGGACAUCAACGACAACGCGCCCGUCUUCACGUGCACGCCCAGCUGCCACGGCGACGUGGCCGAGAACUCGCCGGCGGGCACCUUGGUGAUGGAGAUGACGGCCACGGACCAGGACGACUCGGCCGUGGGCCACAACGCCGUGCUGUCGUACCGCAUCGUGGGCUGCGUGGACGCCACCGACGGCGCCUUCGGCGAGGACGCGGGCGGAGGCGGAGUCUCGGCCCACAUGGACAUGUUCUCCAUCAACGGCACCACAGGGACCAUCACCGUGGCGAUGGCGGGGCUGGACCGGGAGCAGAUGGACUCGUACCUGCUGGUGGUGGAGGCGCGGGACGGAGGGGGCAUGACGAGCACCGGGACGGCCACCAUCAGGGUCCGGGACAUCAACGACCACGCGCCCAUCUUCACGGAGCACGCCUGUCUGGCCAGGGUCUCGGAGAAGGCGGACAUCAACGCAGAGGUCCUGGACCUCUCUGCGGUGGACCGCGACGCCGGGGAGAACGCCCAGCUGACCUUCAGCGUGGUGGCCGGCGACCCCGAGCAGAAGUUCUACAUGGUCAGCCAUCGGCAGGAGCAGCGAGGGAGCCUGCGCAUGAAGAAGCGGCUGGACUACGAGCGACCCAACGAGCAGAGAUUCAACCUCACCUUGAAGGUGGAAGACCUGGACUUCUCCAGUCUCCUGCACUGCGUGGUGGAGGUGGAGGACUAUAACGACCAUCCCCCCGUCUUCAUCCCACACUUCAUCUCCCUGGGCCCGCUGUCCGAGGAUAUCGCCAUGGGAACCAGCAUUGCACGGCUGGCGGCUAGCGAUUCGGACUCGGGCCAGAACAGGGACCUGACCUACAGCCUCUUGGACGAGUCCGACCCGGACGGCAUGUUCGCCAUCGACCAAGCGGGCGUGGUCACCGUGGCCCGGCCGCUGGACCGCGAGGCCUCAACUCAGCAUCACUUGAUCGUCAUAGCGACGGACCACGGAAUCCCUCCUCUGACGGGUAGCGCCACGGUGCAGCUGUCGCUGUUGGACGUGAACGACAACGGGCCAGAGUUUGAGGCCGUGUACACUCCCGUCAUUUAUGAGAAUGUCUUCGGCCCUCAGCUGGUGAAGAUGAACCAAACCUCCACCCUCAUUCACGUGGUGGACCGCGACUCCUCCCAGAACGGGCCGCCCUUCCACUUCUCCGUCCCGCCCGACUAUCGCCAUAGCAACGACUUCUACCUGCAGGACAACCUUAACGGCACGGCCUCGCUCACGGCCCUGAGGACGUUCGACCGCGAGCGCCAGAAGGAGUUCCUCAUCCCCGUCGUCAUGAGCGACAGCGGCGUGCCGGCCAAGACGGUCACCAGCAUGCUGACGGUAACCAUCGGCGACCAGAACGACCACGCCCACCUGCCCGGAGAGAAGAAGAUCAUGAUCAACAGUCACAGAGGUCGCUUGCCUACCACUGUGCUGGGCAAGGUCUACUCUCCUGAUCCCGAUGACUGGGACAACAAGACCUAUGUUGUUGAAGGACACAUGCCAAGCUACUUCAUGCUGAACAAGCGCACAGGCUUCUUGAUCAUCAAGGACAAUGCCCCGCCAGGCAGCUACGAGUUUGAGGUCCGCGUCACCGACGGCAUCUGGCCCGACGCUGUCUCCAAGGUUACCGUCCAUGUGAGGGAGCUCCGGGACGAGGCCAUCCACAACUCGGGGUCCCUGCGCCUCACAGACAUCACAGCGAGAGAGUUCCUGGAGCCCCGGGAAAGGCUGCGGAGCCGCUACGACCUGCUGGUAGACUUCCUGUCCGAGAUGCUCUCCGUCACCCCUGAUGACGUCAACAUCUUCAGCCUCAUGGACGUCCGGGAGAAAACGCUGGAUGUGCGCUUCGCCGUGCACACCGCACAGUCCUACCUACAGCCGGAGAAGCUGCACGGAUACCUGGUCGCCCACAAACAGAAGCUCCAGUCCUUCCUGCAGGUCAACGUGUCCCAGGUGCGGGUGGACGAGUGCCCCGGCUCGGACUGCGACGGCGCCAGCGGCUGCACCACCACCCUGAGCGUGCGUGACGCCCUGACCGUGGUGGACUGCGGGCCCGUGGGCCUGGUGUCGGUGACGGUGGAGCCCAUGGCCGUGUGCACGUGCCCGGGCCGAGACCACUCGCACCAGCCCUGCGGAACCUACCCGAGGAGCCCCUGCUUCAACGGCGGCACCUGUGUGGACACACAGAACGGCUACAGGUGCCAAUGCCUGGCGCAGUUCGAGGGGCCCGAGUGUCAGCAGAACAAACGCAGUUUCCACGGUAACGGCUAUGCGUGGUUCCCGCCGCUGGCGCCGUGCUUUGAGAGCCACGUGUCGCUGGAGUUCAUCACGGAGCAGGUGGACGGCCUACUGCUGUACAGCGGACCCUUGGCCCAGCUGCUGCCCUGGGACCAGGAAGACAUCAUGGCUAUAGAGUUAAUAGAUGGCACCCCAACCCUGAAGAUCAACCAUGGCUCUGGCACGUUGGUGCUCCAGUUGCCAGGCAACGUGAAUGUGGCAGACCGGAGGUGGCACCGUUUGGAUGUCCACAGCAACAGCAAGGAGGUGCGGUUCACACUGGAUCGCUGUGCAGGAGCCACAGUGAUGGAGAUGGAGGGGCUUGGCAGUUGGCUGACCACCGAUGACCACUCUUCCUGUGAAGUGACGGGUGUCACUCCAAACACAGACCGACACCUGAACAUGAGCCAAGUGCUCCAGUUAGGGGGUGUGAACGAGGAGGUCCCAUACAUGUACCCCCAGCUCCAGCACAAACACUUCAGCGGCUGCAUCCGGAACCUCGUCGUGGACAGCAAGCUCUAUGAUCUGGGCUCCCCGGCUGACGCCCAGUCCAGCUCCCCGGGAUGCCUGACCACGGACGCCAGCUGUGUCAACAUGGGCUACCCGUCCUGCGGACACCGCGGCCGUUGCCAUGGUGAAUGGGGCUCCGUCAGCUGCCAGUGCAUGGCAGGCUUCACCGGCCAGCAGUGUGAAGAAGAUGUUCCAGAGUACUCUUUUGACGGGCGCGGUCACGUGCACUACCACCUGGUGACCCCGAUGGCAGCCCGGAGGACGUGGAUUCAGGUUCUGAUCCGAACCCGCAAGCACAGCAGCACCGUCGUCUCCCUCAUCUCUAAGGAUCAGAGCGAAUACCUGCGCCUGGAGAUCUUCCAGGGCCUGCUCUGCGUCGUGUACAACCUGGGAGACGGACACUACAACCUGACCCUGCCCGCGCAUCGCCUUGACAACGGGGAGUGGCACGAGGUGUUGCUGGAUCGCUACGACAACGAGAUGACACUGCGGCUGGACGGCGGCGGGGGUCGGCGGGAGGUCACGGGGUCGCGGGGUCGCAGCCGGGAGAUUGUGGUGGACACCACGGCGGUGACCGUCGGGAACUCCCUGCCUUCUAGCGGCAACAAGAGCUUUCAAGGUUGCAUGAGGGACCUACGCAUCAACGGUCGCUACAUCCCCAUGGACGGCCAUCCGCGAGACGGUGUUUCCCAGGUCAGCAUGCAGGGUCUCUCCUUGGGCUGCUCUUCGGACUCCUGCAAGAGGAACCAGUGUGCCCCUCCCUUCACAUGUGUGGACCUGUGGAGAGUGCACGAGUGCCGGUGCCCUGCCGGUCACAUGAUCCGGGUCAACGGCACCAGGAAGUCGUGCGUGUACACGCUGUGCGCCACCCACCCCUGCCACCGGGGCACCUGCGUGGCCCACUCGCCGUCCAAGUACACCUGCCACUGCCCCGACGGCUUCCGGGGCCACCGCUGCGAGACCACCCUGCCCGUGUACCGCGAGGACGUGGGCCUCAGCUUCAGCUCCCUCUUCGCCAUCUGCAUCUGCUUCAUGGCGCUGCUGGUGCUGCUGCUGGGUAUCUUCCUGUACACGCGCUGGCGGAGCUACAAGGGUCUGAAGGAGGGCGUGUACCACGUCUCGGCCCACCAUGACGGCUGGGAGGACAUCCGCGAGAACGUCCUCAACUACGAUGAGGAGGGAGGGGGGGAGGAGGACCAGAAUGCCUACGACAUGGCGGAGCUGCAGAAAUCCCUCCAGCCCAGCCCGGCCCAGUCGGUCCAGUACUGCCGCAUGAGGGCCCUGCACCACCCGGUCCUCCCGCUCUCCCAAACCCAGCAGCACCACCAGUACCACCACCAGUACCACCACCUCCUGCACCACCACCACCACCAGGCCCAGCCCGCCCCGUCCCAAGCCCAGUCGCAGGACCCCCUGAGCCGGACCAACAGCUCCAGCACGCUGCCCCCCUCCGUGGCCUCCUCCUCCUCCUGCUCCAACAAACAGGGCUCCGCCUCCUGCUCCGCCUCCUGCUCCGCCUCCUGCUCCGCCGUCACCACGUCCACGGUGUCGGCCCCGCCUGUCCGCCGGGACGUGGCCCCCACGAGACUCCCGGCGCAGGGCCAGGCGCGGCCCCUGGCGCUGGCCCGCCGCUCCCUGUCCUUCUCCAGCCAGGACCUGGCCCGCUACCUGUGCGAGAUCAUCCGCGACGCGGACCAGCACCCGGACGCGGGGCCCUUCGACUCCCUCCAGGUGUUCUCCACCGAGGGGGGCGGCUCCCCCGCCGGCUCCCUCAGCUCCUUCGGCUCGGCGGGGCUGGAGGGGGGCGCGGGAGGAGGCGCGGACGGGGCGGCGGCCGGAGGAGCCGGAGGAGCCGGAGGAGCCGGAGGAGGAGAGGCCAAGAGAGAGGAGACGCUCGGGGACUGGGGGCCCUGCUUCGAGAAGCUGCGGGCCCUGUAUGAGCAGCCCGAGACCAGCGACCUCUGA
Molecule: messenger RNA, 7343 nt
Organism: Gadus chalcogrammus (walleye pollock)
Lineage: Eukaryota; Metazoa; Chordata; Actinopteri; Gadiformes; Gadidae
Product: neural-cadherin
Exons: 32
Coding region: 258-7343 (2361 amino acids)
Biological process (GO): homophilic cell-cell adhesion
Cellular component (GO): plasma membrane; cell-cell junction
Molecular function (GO): calcium ion binding
Source: RefSeq, a predicted model, not a curated record